Cucurbitaria berberidis CBS 394.84 is the source of this 739-nucleotide messenger RNA. RefSeq lists its product as uncharacterized. The record is from RefSeq and is a predicted model, not a curated record. Lineage: Eukaryota; Fungi; Ascomycota; Dothideomycetes; Pleosporales; Cucurbitariaceae. The transcript has a single exon. Bases 43 to 480 code for a protein of 145 amino acids.
GGCCCGCGGUGUACGUACUCUCUCUGUAUUUCCGUUCAUAUCAUGUUCUUCUCUUCUCUUCACUUCUUCCUCCGCUAUCGAAUCGCCUUUUCCACACCCUCUUCCAAAUUCAAUUCCCAACAUCUAUUCCCUUCAACUUUCCUACCUAAACGACAGCUCAACUUGGCCCCCUUACUCACCCCAACCCACAGCGCAAUACCCCUCCUCCUCUUCAUCGACACAUACGCCCUCUUCCAAUCUGAAGAAGGCCUUUUACCCGGUGCAAUCAUCCUCUUCACCGGCGUGUGUCUGACUGCUGUCUGGGCCACGUCCCGCAUCUUGUGCCUUGAACAUAUGAUUAUGAAGACUGUGGAAGCGCGGAUAAGGAUACUGGAGAUAGCUGCGCGCGUCCAGGGUAGGGAGGCUGUAAAGACUAGGGAUGAGGAGUGGUUUGAGAGGAAGGCGUGGGGUGGUGUGUUUUGGGACUUCGGUGGGGUGUAGAUGGGGGUGGGUGAGGAGGAGAGGGAGGAUCUUGUGGUAUUGAUGGACUUUUACUAUGGUUGCAAUUUUAUGAUGUGCGCGUUGUCUCUAUCUGAAAAGUUGGGUAUGAGACUCCUCAUAUGCUAUGUAUCCUUUCUGUGUACCUGACUUCCACCUACUAGCUUGGAGCUUAUUUUGAAGCUGAAUAGCCAUAAUCUCGACCUGACGCGAUGAGCACUCUUAACCUGUACUGAGUAUAAAUAAAGACCAUGCUGUGCAU